CGGGAGCAACAUGGCAGCAUCCGUGAGGCGCUAGCUUUAGGAAAAGAGAGGGUUUGGUGUCGCUGUCUUGCGGGAUUUUGACAGGAGCAGAGUCCUGAGCGCUGACCAGCAUGAGCAACAUUUACAUCCAGGAGCCUCCCACGAACGGGAAGGUUUUAUUGAAAACUACAGCUGGAGAUAUUGACAUAGAGUUGUGGUCAAAAGAAGCUCCUAAAGCUUGCAGAAAUUUCAUUCAGCUUUGUUUGGAAGCAUAUUAUGACAACACCAUAUUUCAUAGAGUUGUACCUGGUUUUAUAGUCCAAGGGGGAGAUCCUACUGGUACAGGGACUGGUGGAGAGUCUAUCUAUGGAGCCCCAUUCAAGGAUGAAUUCCACUCACGGUUGCGUUUUAAUCGGAGAGGACUGGUUGCCCUGGCAAAUGCUGGUCCUCAUGAUAAUGGCAGUCAGUUUUUCUUUACGCUGGGUCGAGCAGAUGAACUUAACAAUAAGCACACCAUCUUUGGAAAGGUUACAGGGGAUACAGUAUAUAACAUGCUGCGACUGACAGAAGUAGACAUUGAUGAUGAAGAAAGACCACGUAAUCCACACAAAAUAAAAUGUUGUGAGGUUUUGUUUAAUCCUUUUGAUGACAUCAUUCCAAGAGAAAUAAAAAAGCCAAAAAAAGAGAAACCAGAGGAGGAAAUAAAGAAAUUGAAACCCAGAGGCACAAAAAAUUUUAGUUUACUUUCAUUUGGAGAGGAAGCUGAGGAAGAAGAGGAGGAAGUAAAUCGAGUUAGUCAGAGCAUGAAGGGAAAAAGCAAAAGUAGUCAUGACUUGCUUAAGGAUGAUCCACAUCUCAGCUCUGUUCCAGCUGUUGAAAGUGAAAAAGGGGAUGCAGCAGGAGAUUCAGAUGAUGAUGGAGAAUAUGGAAGUGCAGAGCAUGAAGAAUAUGUUGAUGGUGAUGAAAAGGACCUGAUGAGAGAAAGAAUUGCAAAAAAGUUAAAAAAGGGCACAAGUGCAAAUGUUAAGACAGCUGGAGAGAGUGAAGUGGAGAAGAAAUCAGUUAGCCGCAGGGAAGAGCUCAGAAAAGAAGCAAGACAAUUAAAGCGGGAACUCUUAGCAGCAAAACAAAAGAAAGUGGAAAAUGCAGCAAAACAAGCAGAACAAAGAAGUGAAGAGGAAGAGGCUGCUCCAGAUGGUGCUGUUGCAGAAUACAGACGAGAAAAGCAAAAGUAUGAAGCUUUGAGGAAGCAGCAGGCAAAGAAGGGAACUUCCCGUGAAGACCAGACCCUUGCGCUGCUGAACCAGUUUAAAUCUAAACUCACUCAAGCAAUUGCUGAAACUCCUGAAAAUGACAUUUCUGAAACAGAAGUAGAAGAUGAUGAAGGAUGGAUGUCGCAUGUACUUCAGUUUGAGGAUAAAAGCAGAAAAGUGAAAGAUGCAAGCAUGCAAGAUUCAGACACGUUUGAAAUCUAUGAUCCUCGGAAUCCAGUGAAUAAAAGAAGAAGGGAAGAAAGCAAAAAGCUGAUGAGAGAGAAAAAAGAAAGAAGAUAAAAUGAGAGUAAUGAUAAACCAGAACUAGCUGGAAAUGUGCCUGCGAUAAAUGGCCUUGAAACAGCCAUUGUUCCCAACAGCAUCACUUAAGGGUGUGAAAAGAAGCAUUUUUGAACUUGUUGUCUGGUUUUGAAAAACAAUUAUCAUCUUGUUAUGUAAAUUGUGGAAUGAUGUAAGCAAAUGCUUUUGGUUACUGGUACAUGUUUUUUUUCCCCUAGUUGAGCUUUUAUAUUGCUAAACCUGAAAUAAAGUCACUUUCCUUCUAGUUUACAUGUUAACCAUUUGCAGAAUGUACAAAUCUGUUUGUAUCUUUUUACCCUAAAAUAUGUGAAGGCUUCCUUUUCAAGAUUUUUUAUAAGACAUCUUUACAGAAAGAAUAUUUAAGGGAAACCUCUUUGGCAUUCUGUUACCGCAGCACUAACUUUGAAAUAUGAUUUUUAAAUUAUGUAAUAUAAAGAUUGAUGGGUUUGUUUUGCAUAUAAAUAUCUAAAAAUAGCCCAAUCAGUAAGACUCAAUAGCCUUAAAUCUUAAGGAACCCCUAAGUGAAUGUUCACGCCUGCGUCUAGGCCAAUGCCUGGGUUUAACUGAUGCAGUCAAGACAAUAACGCUAAGUAAUGUCAGCCAAUUAUUGCACACCCUGGCCUGACCCCAGGCUACCUGCUCCCUCCUCUGCCCUUCUCAGCACAGCAACGGCAGGAGCACAUGCAGAGGUCCCAUCCUGGCAAUAGAACUCAUUAAGAAUUUAGCCUUUUAUGACAAUCAGUCAUGCUGGUUAUUUACUAUAUAUUAUCUAUCUGUACUAUUUAGUCAGUGUUUUCUAGAAUCUGAAUGCCAAGAUUAUACCACAGGUUAACUUCCAGUUACCUAGUAAAACCUCACCAGACUAAUGAAUCUGAAACUUUGAUCAUAGAGGGCUUGUUGAACAGACUGCUGGCUUCACUGCUGGUGAUCCAAUCUUUGGAGACUGGCAAUAUCUAGUGAAGUUAAAAAUGUUCAUAUCCAGUGAUCCAAAAUUUCUAAUCCUAGGUCUGUUGCCUAAAGAAAUUCUCACACAUUGCUCAAGGGGAUCUGUACUAAAUAUACGUUGAAGCAUCAACCAAAGAGUGGAUAAAUAAGUUAUUAUACAUCCAUGCUAUGGAAUACUUUGUAAGCGGUGAAGAUUAAUAAACCAGAGUUGUAUGUAUUAGUUUAUCUUAAAAAUAAUGUGAGGAAUAGGCAACCUCCUAUAUAAAAAUUUAAAACACACAACUCACCAUUGUAUAUUGUUUAUGGAUGUAUACAUGUAGCAAAAGUAUAAAAACAUAAAAACUAGUGGUUACCUCUGAGGAGGCAGAAGGAAUACACAGGGGACUUCACUUGUGUUUGUAAUUGUUUUAUUUCUUAAGAUAGAUGUUGGGUAGUCAAGCCUCAUUAUAUUAUUCUCUUUACAUUUUGGUAUGCCUGAAAUAUUUCAUAAUUUGUUCUUUAUGAUCAUAUCUAGAACCUGAGGUGAGAAGAUAGAAGGACACCCCCUUUCUUUUUUGCUUCAGAAGUAGGAGAAAGUUCCAAAGAGGAAGAGAGGGAUAUGAUAAAGGUGUUCUGGGGAACAGAUGCUAAGCCACCAAAAAAUAAGCCAGUGUUUGGAAAUGUGCCCUAUCUUUCCCUCACCGCUGCCAUAUCAAUUGUAUUACAGAUGUUCACAAAGCAAAAUGUUGUUUUCUAAACUCACAAAGUCUCUGUUGGUGUUACGAAAAGUAUUACCACUAGAUCUAUUUGUAUUGAAGUACCCCAUAGGUUUCUCUACCAUUCCUCCAAGACUGUGUCCACCUAAAACAGUGUGGUUUUAUCCCUAAAACAGAGGGAACCACAGGCCUCUAGGGCACAACCAGAAGACUAGUAUUUACAGGUUUAAAAAGAUAACUGAAUGACAAAAUGAAAACAGGUUGGCUGAAUGCUCCUCAUCCUGCUUUAAACUGCAAGGAGCAGAAAGAUGUGAAAUUCUACAGAGAUUAGCAUCUUACCAGAAUUCCACCAUGAUAAUAAAAGUCAUUUUGAAUUUAACUGAAUAAUAGCAAUAACAAUUUUUUAAAAGCUUAACGUGGUUAAAUUAUCUGUCAUACAUAGUAUUAAAUGUGCUUAUAGUAAAAUCUUUGGAAAUGUCACAGGAACGUUUUUGGGCCAUGUGAAUUGCAAAAAAGAAAUAAAAUGAGUUCAAAGACCAAAAAAAGAGAAAACAUGUAAGAAAAUUAGCCUGUAUAGUUCAUUCUAAUUUUAUAUUUAUUUGGAUUUAUUUUUCUCUAUGUACUUGCCCUAGGGAUGUUAUCCUGAAACAGUGAAGUCCGGUAGCCUUCUCCUUUGUUAUCUGUGGUGAUGCUGGGCAUUGUGGAGAACAGAGAGAAAAGCAACUCCUGGCAAUUUUUUUUUCUCAUUUUCUGACAAGCCAUUUUUUCACUUUGGUUGAAGCUGUCAGCGAGGUGAAAGUUAAAAUUAACUCUAGACCUCUCCUUUCUCAAUAGGUAAUUGAAGAAAUGCAGAGCGCUCUAGAAUUUUUAAUGGUAUAAUAUCAAAACACACAUUAUCACAUGCCCUCAGCUCUCUGUAUGCUCUGUGGCCACGCAGUCAGUAAUGCAUCUGCUGCAUCUAAAAAUGGGGACACCAUAGAAAAAGGUCAUUAAAAAGUGUGAGGAGAUGAGUGGUUUGCUGCUGUUGUUUUUAGAACAAGUUCAAUAAGCUAUGGUGUCCUUAUCAAACUGUCACUACCAAGUCUCUUGAUAGGAUCUGACGUGUGAGGUACAUAAACCUGUGCUGUUGUAUCACUGUGGCCUGAAUGGAAAAGGUUAGAUAAAUGCAGAAUAUUGCCCCAACAUGCUGUUUAAUCUUGGCGAUAACAAGAAAGAAAAUGGAUGUGUGAAGUGAGUUACCAUUGAGGGUUGUAUCAGUAUAAGCAAUUUGUAUGUACGGGGUGUAGAGAAGUUAAGAGGGGUUACAUUCUUUAACACCGUCAUUCACAAAAAAAAAAAAAAAAAAAGCAGGUCUGGUUUCUCUAUGGCUUUGACUCCUUUCCAGUGACUCUAUACAGUUUAUCAUGGGGUACCACUUCUGCUUACUGGAAACCAGGAGGUUUUCCUUUCGCACAUAUAUUUUAUCUCCUUCCUUUUAGCUUUUAAUGAAGAGAGGUGAAACAGGAGCCAUAUUUUAGAGAAAUCCUUUCUAAUAAGGAUUCGAUGAAAUCUGAAUUCCUAGAGAAAUAAAACACCAAAUCUUACUAAGAUGGGUAUUAGAAGUCCCCUGCUUGUAGAAAGAAUACUCAUCUAUUCCCCCAAAUCUUCCUUGACAAAGCUAUAUAUACUCGAACAUCUUUGUCACAGAUGCUAAGGGUCGUGCUAAUCCCUGUGCAGAGUUUUCAGUGGUGCACAGCUAAAUUGGCUCCCUAAAAAAACAGAAAGCAAGAAAAGCCCUGAUUUGCAUCAUUUGCUGACUUCUGUGGUGUAAAUACUCUCACCAUGGCUGAUUUCAAGCCACCAAAGGUAGCUCCAGGAUACAACUGGUUAUUUUUCCCAUUCUGUUUCAUUGCUAGCUAAAAGCUUAUGUAGUAACUCUUGCACUGGCACUAAAGAACUCACAAAGGUUUUUAACCUUUUUCCAAGAUGAUAACCUUCAAGAGUAUUUCUCUUUUAUGUGAUUACUUCAGACAAUUUGGUGAAGUUCUAAAUUGUAGCAACAUCUGCACCCUAUGCUUUUUAUGACUAGUCUGUACCUUUAGAUUCUCUGUUGAGGGAGUUUUCCAAAGUCACUUGGCUCACAUUUAUUUUUCCCUCUGCUCAUCUUUUUGCCUCAGUUUAGUCCAAAUCUCACAGAAAAAAAAAAGAGGGGGGAGAAAGGAAGGAAAUGUAAUUAUCGUUAUUUGAAUUAUUCUCUGUAAGUGAUAAUGUACAAAUCCAUCAUUUAUAUUUUUUUGGAAGAUAUUUUGGGUUAGGGAUGGAGAAUCCUACCUGGAGGGAAGACUGGCUUCUAAGUGAAAUGCAGACAGGAAUCUGGUCUCUCUCUUCCACAUCUGCUGGGGAUUAUUCCUUUAAGUUUAGAUCAUGAUAUUAAUUCAUGUUACUUGAUCAGCAACAACAUCUUCGGGAGGCUUUCUGCACAGCACCAGUCAAAAGGAAGGUGUUCUUUCUCUUUUAGAAAAUUGUUAUUUUCUCAUUCCAUGAUGCCAGAAAUGAUAAUCAUUGCUGCAGUUCAGAACUUUUUAAUAAUCAGGAUAAUUUUGAGAGCAGAAAACUCUUAAGUGACUUUCCCAUUUAUUUUCUGACUAAUCUAGUUGGAGCUUUAUUAUUCAAUUGUUUUAAUAACAAUAUAUUUGA
Molecule: messenger RNA, 5869 nt
Organism: Balaenoptera ricei (Rice's whale)
Lineage: Eukaryota; Metazoa; Chordata; Mammalia; Artiodactyla; Balaenopteridae
Gene: CWC27
Product: CWC27 spliceosome associated cyclophilin
Exons: 15
Coding region: 111-1532 (473 amino acids)
Biological process (GO): protein peptidyl-prolyl isomerization; protein folding
Cellular component (GO): catalytic step 2 spliceosome
Molecular function (GO): peptidyl-prolyl cis-trans isomerase activity
Source: RefSeq, a predicted model, not a curated record